Messenger RNA from Morchella importuna, 960 nucleotides. RefSeq lists its product as uncharacterized. The transcript is spliced from 3 exons. NCBI's taxonomy places the organism in Eukaryota, Fungi, Ascomycota, Pezizomycetes, Pezizales, Morchellaceae. The record is from RefSeq and is a predicted model, not a curated record. Bases 1 to 960 code for a protein of 319 amino acids.
AUGGAGGUGCAUACUUAUGAAGUCCUGGCAUACUUUAUGCCAGCUUCUCCGCCCAAUGUAAUCCCUACGCUUACAAGUGUCAUUAUCACACUUACUUCAUCUAAUUGGUUCGUUACCAUGGAUCCCGCUAUUCCAGAUGGUGUCCCCACCGAUAUCUACCAGCUCCCCUCUGCCCCUCCCACUAUCAGACCCUGCUACUGUGGUAAUCGGAUGCAAUCAUCCGAUGAAUCAGAAGGCGAAUGGGAUUCAUAUUGGGAGUGUACGGCGGUCUGUAAAUUGUGGAAACGCUUCAAGAUCCAGCAGGAGAUUGCCAAUGGUCCACGUGUCGAGUUCUAUCUGUUCGUUGAGACUGAACUCGAUUUGGAUGAAACCCCACUCCUCGAAAGAGUCGACAUCCCUGAUGUGCCUCCCAUUUGGGAGAGAAGAAUGCUCAUGAUCAGAGUCGAGAGGACCACUCCAGUGGAUGUUCGUCCAGACCAAAAUGACCUUGGAUACAUCAAAAGGUUCUUGAAAACCCGCUGCCAUGACGAAACCCAGUGGAUAGGCCGCUUUAGCAAUGACGAUGACCUCGAUGGUUAUGAGGCCUGGGAAGCCGGCGACCACACCGACUACGACUUCAUCGAGCCCGAUGAAGGUGAACUUGGAGACGACGAGUAUGAUGAAUCGGACUCUGACAACGACGAGUAUGAUGAUGCCUCCGAGGGAUAUGAUAGUGAUGGCGAUGAUGAUUACGACGAGAAGGACGAAAGGUACGGUGCCGAUGAGACCGAAACCGAGAAUACCGACGAUGAAGAGGAGUACUUCAACGAGAAGGAAACUAGCGAGCAAGAAGACGCUGAGGACGAGAAGAAAGAUGAGGAUACUGAUGAUGAUGAAUACGAGGGCAAGUAUUGGGGGCUUCAUAUCGAGAGGGAGAGCAAGAUUGCGAAGCCGUGGAUGAACGAGCCUUUGAAGAUGUGA